AGUCGGUGUUUGUCGUUGGUUCGAAUCUAACUGAAUGUGGUUUUUAUAAAGAGAUAUUUUUUAAUACUGAUUUUAACUUUUUUUUUACAUGUAAUAAUUUAUGAAUAAAAUAAAUUAAACUCAUAAACUAUAAACAAUGAACAAGUGUACAAAUUUAACGAACAAAAAAAAAAAUAAUCAUUCGUCAGAAAAUAAGCGUUCAGUUCAUGGAUCAUCUUCGACAGAUGUCAUAACUAUUUCCACUAAUAGUGAUUGUGUAGAUAGUAAAUCCAUUAUGGCCCAACAAACUAAUUCCAGUGAAAAUAUUAAUUCAAAUGAGGUUGCCUUACACAGCAAUGAUAAAACAAAUAAAGUAAUCAAACGAAGACGUGGCAGGCCACGAAAAGUUAUUGUUGAAAAUCCUCUAACAAUGUCAAAAGUAGAAAAUGCUGAUUUGACGUUGCAAAAUGUUACCAAAGAAGAAAUUCCACCAUGUGAAAAUUCAUCUACUGAAAAUAUAGAUACAACAGCAAAUAUAAGUCUAAGCAGUGGUGAAUUAACAGAAGAAGAAACAAACCAAACGAACGUCAAACGUAGAAGACGUAGAAAAGGACGUGGUAGACGGCCUGGAAGAAAGCUAAUUGAACCUGAUAAUGAAUAUACACCACGACUUUCAUUAAGACCAACAGAAUUCCAUAAAGAAUAUACUACAAUUGAAAUAGAAUUUAUAAAUGAAGAAGUUGUUUGUGGAAGAUGCAAGAAAAAUGUUGUUAAAAAACAGUGGAGAAAGCAUAAUUUGGAUAAGCAUAAUAAUACAGCUUGGAUAGAAGGUAAUGAACCAAUAAAUUAUGAAGAUAAUGAAAAGUUAUGGAGAAGUGUCUUAACAAAAGCUCAUAAACAAAAACGUGGAGUAUUGUUUUGUGAUAAGUGUAACACUACAAAACGGAGUGUUUUAGGUUUUAUAUCCCACUAUAAAUUUUGUGGAAAGUCUGAAGAAGAAAAAGAAUCAAUGAUGUGGACUUGUCCAAUAUGUCACAGUGUAUUUAUGCCAUCAUCUCAAGAUUUUCAUGAACGAACGCAUAGAGAUGUUGAACGUUCAAAAAAAGUCAUAAACUCAGUGAAGGUGGAUGAUUAUGAUGGCAAACGGAAACGAAAAGCAGCCGAAAAGGCUGCAUCAAAAAUAAUCGAAUUUGUAGAACAUGAAGACGUCAAACCUCCAGCGAAAAAAGCAAAGAAAAAUAACAUUGAUAGUUUUAUUGAUAAACCAAAGUUAAUGAAAUCCAUUCCUCAUGUAUGGAAAGGAUACUGGAUACAAGCUCUUGCAGCAAAUGAAAAAGCUUUGUGUCGCCAGCCUGGAUGUACUUUUGCUGGUUCUACAUUACAAGAAAUAUGUAAUCAUCAUGGUCAGUGUAAUUUUACACCUCGCAAGACUUAUAUUUGUAAAAUUUGUAAGUUCGAAUCAGAAUUAAUAGAAAAUCUUAAACAUCACAUAGAAAAUGAUCAUCGUGAAAAAUUAGUUUCGGAUGAUGAAUUUGAUUUUAAUCAAAGUCAAAGUGAAGAAAGUGAUAACGAUCCAUUUAAUGAUGAACCAAAUAUUCCUAGAUCUGCUGGUAAACAAAAACAGUAUGAUAAAUUUCUAAAUUCUGACAACCGAGCUGAUUUUUUGAAAAAAACUAAAUUUUAUAAAGACAAUAAUUUAAAUAUUCCUUACACUCCAGCAAUCAAGUGGACAUUGGAUUUUUAUAUAAAAAAUUAUAGAUUAAUAUUAUUUGAAAAUUUACACCUUAAUGCCUUUCAUUUACUAAUGAAUUCGGAAGCUGAAAAAUAUCUUCCAAAAGUUAAAAAAUCAAUGCGUACUAAACGAGCUAAAGAUUUAUCAAAUAAUUUAAAGAAAACCACUGAAGAUUUAAAUGAAUGGAAAACGUGGAAUCAAUUUGAAUCAUCUGUUACUGAUAAUAUUCCUACUUUUUUCGUUGGUGGUCCGGUAUGGUCAAUGGCCUGGUUACCUAUUCCUCUUACAAUGUAUUCUAACGAUAUAGAUCAAUAUUUAGCUAUCAGCACCCAUCCAUCAAUGAAUAGUAUUCAUGUAGUAGGAAAAUCAUAUAAAUAUAACAAUAUUAUCCAAAUAUGGAACCUAGGCCAUUUAACCCAAGCACAUUCUUGUACUCCUGUUGCUCCCAAACUUUCUUAUGCAUUAGCUCAUAAAAAAGGAACUAUUUGGUGUAUGGAAUGGUGCCCUUCAGGAGCUUAUGGACAUUUUAAUUUAAUAAAUAAUAAAAAAUCGGAAAAUUUAUUUCAACGAAUGGGACUUCUUGCUGUUGCUUCAUCUGAUGGCUGUGUCCAUAUUUAUUCUCUUCCUUUCCCUGAAGUAUUAAACUUUAACACAAUUAAAGAUCAUGAUUUACCGAUUUAUAAAACUGAACCUGUUAUAACUUUACAUGUUAACAAAUAUUUACAUGACAAAAAUAAGGUAAAUUGGCAAUGCUUAAGAGUUAGUUGGAGUAAAUUAGUCGAUCACGACAUUAUUGCGGCUGGUUUUUCUAAUGGCUAUGUUGCUUUAUGGAAUAUAAUCAAUAAUUCUCCUCUUCUUGUUACGAAAAAAGGAGAUACUUUACAUAUAAAUGCUUAUAAACAUUUUUAUGCUCAUGGACAAGCUGUAACUUACGUAGAAAUAAUUCCGAUAAAAGGAAAAAGAUACUUAGCUACUGCUAGUUUAGAUAGAUGUACAAAAUUUUGGGAUUUAGAAGACACCUCUUAUGCCUUUGAAGUUGUCAAAAAAGGUGUAGUUGUAAAUGGAGCAUGGCUAAUGCAUUGGCCGAACGUUUAUACAGCACAUGAUGAUGUUCUUGGAUUAACACACACUAGAACUUACAUGAUUGGACUACGUGAAGCAUGUAGUAAAACAUUUCCUUUGCUGCCAACUAAUUCUGUAACAUAUGGAUUAGCAGUUUCAGAUUUUGCAAAUGGCAUAUGCCAUGGAACUUUGUCAGGAGAAAUAGCUGCUAUAUUCCCUUUUCAGAUGUUAUAUUUUAAAGAUCUUGAUAGACUUACAAGAAAAAGAUGGUUAGUUUCGUCUAUUGAAGUUGUAGAUCUUGAAACCUCGCAAGAAAAAAAGAAAACAGCAAAUGAUGUUGAAAAAGAAAAUAAAAGUAAAGCGAGUUUGAAGGAUCAUAACUAUAUGCCAGAAACUUAUGAAGAAUGUGCAAAUCAAUUCGGAAUUAUUUUCCAUGAUGAUUUAAAUAAUAUGAAAAAUAAAGGAACCAAAAAAUCCGUAAGACGUAGCUCUCUAAAUUCUGAUGCUAUGAAAUUUUCACCAAUUGAACAAUACCAAUUCACAUCUGUUAAUCGGAUUGCUUGGAAUCCAAAUGCCUGGAGUUAUUUGUGGAUAGCUGCUGGAUAUCAAAAUGGACUAAUUAGAGUUCUUCAUUUAAGGCCAUAUUCUUCACAAAAUUCUGGAACGAAGUUACUAGCAGAAUAUUCUAAGCAAAUGAUUAACAAAGAAAACAAUUUACAAUGUUCAAGUGCUUCUUAAAUUAUAUUUAUAAAAAAAUAAACAAUUUUGAAUAAUGAUAA
This is a messenger RNA of Chelonus insularis, 3552 nucleotides long. RefSeq names its product general transcription factor 3C polypeptide 2. NCBI's taxonomy places the organism in Eukaryota, Metazoa, Arthropoda, Insecta, Hymenoptera, Braconidae. Bases 137 to 3511 code for a protein of 1124 amino acids. Gene Ontology annotation, molecular function: protein binding. Gene Ontology annotation, biological process: transcription by RNA polymerase III. The record is from RefSeq and is a predicted model, not a curated record. Gene Ontology annotation, cellular component: transcription factor TFIIIC complex. The transcript has 4 exons.